UGGCCCCUCCCUCCUGCUCUUAGUUCCUGUCGGCUUCUCCAGUCACCGCCGUAUACUCUUCUUAGACCUUCAAUACUCAGCAAUGGCUGCCCGCUUCGGACUUCUAGGGAGAUCACUGCAGCGGCUCAACAGCUCAGCCAGACUUCCCUCCAGCGCCCCGGGUUGGGCUGCCGUGCGAUGCCAACACACUCAGGCCAGCGACAAUGAGGAGAAGCUGCGACCAGAGACAUCCCAAACCAGGAGCUUAAUGGAUAUUGGCACCAGACGUGUCUUCAGUGCUGAUCAUGACAUUUUCAGAGAGAGCGUUAGAAGGUUUUUCCAACAGGAGGUGGCGCCCUACCAUGCAGAAUGGGAGAAAGCUGGACAGGUGAGCCGGGAAUUGUGGGAGAAGGCUGGCCAGCAGGGUCUCCUUGGUGCCUCUAUUCCAGAAGAGCAUGGUGGCAUUGGUGGUGAUAUCCUAUCAUCUGCUGUUGUGUGGGAAGAACAGAUGUAUGUGAAUUGUACAGGACCUGGCUUCAGUCUUCACUCCGAUAUCGUCAUGCCUUAUAUCUCACGAUAUGGCAGCAAGAGCCAGAUAGAGAAAUAUAUUCCACAGAUGGCGGCUGGUAAAUGUAUAGGAGCCAUUGCAAUGACGGAGCCAGGAGCUGGAAGUGAUCUGCAGGGUGUGCGGACUAAUGCCAAGAAAGAUGGAAGUGAUUGGAUAUUAAAUGGCAGCAAGGUAUUUAUUACAAAUGGAUGGAUGAGCGAUGUAGUAAUUGUUGUUGCUGUCACAAACCGCGAGGCUCGUACCCCUGCUCAUGGCAUCAGUCUCUUCCUCGUGGACAAUGGCACUAAAGGUUUUGUUAAAGGGCGGAAACUAGAAAAAAUGGGCUUGAAGGCACAGGACACAGCAGAAUUGUUCUUUGAAGAUGUCCGGCUUCCCGCUGAUGCUUUAUUGGGAGAAGAAAAUAAAGGUUUCUACUACCUAAUGGCAGAGCUUCCUCAGGAGCGACUAUUGAUUUCAGAUAUGGCCAUUGCUAGCUGUGAGUUCAUGUUUGAAGAAACCCGGAACUAUGUCAGGCAAAGGAAGGCCUUUGGAAAGACUGUGGCACACUUACAGACCGUGCAGCACAAGCUGGCAGAGAUGAAAACGCAGAUCUGUGUGGGUCGCACCUUCAUAGACAGCUGUCUCCAGCUUCAUGCGGAAAAACGCCUGGACUCUGCCACUGCUUCCAUGGCAAAAUACUGGGCAUCUGACCUCCAAAACAGCAUAGCCAAUGAAGGUGUUCAGCUCCAUGGAGGCUGGGGCUACAUGUGGGAAUAUCCUAUUGCAAAAGCCUACGUGGAUUCUCGAGUACAGCCAAUCUAUGGUGGCACCAAUGAGAUUAUGAAGGAGCUUAUUGCAAGAGAUAUUGUAAAGGACAAAUGAGCUUCCUUUGUAGACCACACCCAGUGCCUAUAAUAAAUGUGAAAUGGUUUGUCCAAAUUGCCAACUUUUUGAUACUGACUGAUUUGAGAUAUCGUAACCUGUGUAUUUAAGGCCUCAUUCACACAGGGGCCUUUAAAUGUACACCUGUGUGAGGGUCGUGUUUUAGCUAUAGGGUCUUGUGAUUAAUGCAUGUGGCCUUAGAGACCUGCAGAUGCCUCUGUUUAGUCUCCUUCACAUUGCUCUGAGUACUCCGUGUCCCAUUCGAUCUGUUUAUCUUAUCGCCAUUGUUAAUUGUCUGGGGCUUUAUUCGUUUAAAGUCGGCCAUAGAAGGUUCAAAAUUCUGCCGACUCAGCAGGAACCAGCCAAAU
Molecule: messenger RNA, 1776 nt
Organism: Rana temporaria (common frog)
Lineage: Eukaryota; Metazoa; Chordata; Amphibia; Anura; Ranidae
Gene: ACADL
Product: acyl-CoA dehydrogenase long chain
Exons: 11
Coding region: 83-1408 (441 amino acids)
Biological process (GO): long-chain fatty acid catabolic process; carnitine metabolic process, CoA-linked; fatty acid beta-oxidation using acyl-CoA dehydrogenase
Cellular component (GO): mitochondrion
Molecular function (GO): long-chain fatty acyl-CoA dehydrogenase activity; flavin adenine dinucleotide binding
Source: RefSeq, a predicted model, not a curated record